GUGUGUGUGUGUGUGUAUAUUUUGUCGUGACUUGUGCCGCCGAGAAAUUGAAAUUUUAAGCGUUUUCAAUUCUUUUCCCAUAUAUCAAUUGAAAUUAACAGAUUUCGCUAGCAUUAUAUUAUUAAAAAAGUGUGCCCAAAUACAUAGAUUAGCGCAGAACGUACGCAAACACGAGAAGAGAGCGGGAGAGCGUCAAACCAAGAGAACAGCCCGCCCGCGUGCCUAUACAUGUUGUAUGCGUGUGUGUGUGUGUGUGUGUAUGUGUGUGUUUAACUUAGCUUGCGUAUGCGUAUGAAUGGAGCGGGCAUGUUAUGUCUGUGAAUGUGUGUGUUGUACGGUUGGUUGGAAAUUGUGUGAUUAACUGCAGUCGUCGAUAGUCAUUAUUAUAUUACUACAUAGUCGAGCUGAAUCAACUGUGCCGGUGGCACCAGCAACAAUUGCACUCAUUUCCACUCAACGGCAUUUUUAACCGUUAAAACAACAACAAUAAAACAACAGCAGUCAGCCACAAGAGCAGCGCAAACACUAAAAAAGAAUUAACCAACACCCACGACGACAACAACAACUACAAGAACAACAAGCGGCAGAUCAGCGUUAAAGCAACAAUCGUGGAGAAUUCCAAUUGUAGUCGGUAGUUGGAUUGGAGCAGAAAAUGGAUAGCAAGGGUCGCAAAGUUAUUGUCUGUGAUAACGGCACCGGGUUCGUAAAAUGCGGCUAUGCUGGCAGCAAUUUUCCCGCGCACAUUUUCCCCUCGAUGGUUGGCAGGCCGAUAAUACGAGCGGUCAAUAAAAUUGGUGACAUCGAAGUGAAGGAUUUACAUGUCGAUGAUCUUAUGGUUGGAGAUGAAGCCUCACAGCUGCGCUCACUGCUCGAGGUAUCCUAUCCCAUGGAAAAUGGAGUUGUUCGGAAUUGGGACGAUAUGUGUCAUGUGUGGGAUUAUACGUUUGGCCCUAAGAAAAUGGACAUUGAUCCGACGAAUACAAAAAUAUUGCUGACAGAGCCCCCAAUGAAUCCCACAAAGAAUCGUGAGAAAAUGAUCGAGGUGAUGUUUGAGAAAUACGGGUUCGAUUCAACGUACAUUGCCAUACAGGCAGUACUUACACUGUAUGCCCAGGGUCUCAUAUCUGGUGUGGUUAUCGAUUCAGGCGACGGCGUAACGCAUAUUUGCCCAGUUUACGAGGAGUUCUCGUUGCCACAUUUGACGAGGCGUCUGGAUAUUGCUGGUCGUGAUAUAACGCGCUAUUUGAUUAAGUUACUGUUACUACGUGGCUAUGCCUUUAAUCAUUCCGCUGACUUUGAAACGGUGCGCAUCAUGAAGGAGAAACUCUGCUACAUUGGCUACGACAUUGAAAUGGAGCAACGUUUGGCACUUGAGACCACAGUGCUUGUGGAGUCUUAUACGUUACCCGAUGGCCGUGUCAUUAAAGUGGGUGGCGAGCGUUUUGAGGCACCUGAGGCGCUAUUCCAACCGCAUUUAAUAAACGUUGAAGGACCCGGCAUUGCGGAAUUGGCCUUCAACACAAUACAAGCAGCGGACAUCGAUAUACGUCCCGAGCUUUAUAAGCACAUAGUGCUCUCUGGUGGCUCAACCAUGUAUCCGGGGCUACCAAGUCGUCUGGAGCGUGAAAUUAAGCAGCUGUAUCUGGAGCGCGUUCUCAAAAACGACACGGAGAAACUGGCGAAAUUCAAAAUACGCAUUGAAGAUCCACCGCGUCGCAAAGAUAUGGUAUUCAUUGGCGGCGCUGUAUUGGCUGAGGUAACGAAAGAUCGAGAUGGCUUCUGGAUGUCCAAACAGGAGUAUCAGGAACAGGGUCUGAAAGUGCUGCAGAAACUGCAAAAGAUCAGCAACUAAACAACAAUGGCAACAACACAAACAUCAAUAACAUCAAAAGCUAAUUGGAACGAUUAUUGUUUGACACAAAAGCAUUAUUUGUUUUUGCAUUUGCAAAUGCAAUUCUUAAGUUAUUAUUCAUAGCCUUUUGAUAAGCGAUACAGAGAUUAAGAGAAUGAGACGGAGAUAGAGAAAGACAUAUAUAGAGAGAGAGCGGGAGAGUUAAUUAGUGAUCAGUGCUUACCACAUUGUGAGUGGUUAUAACUGCGAAUGCGAAUGCGAAUGCAGCGGGCAUAAUGUUUAUGUUCACUUCUUGCUUCUUUUGUAAAACCUCCUUCUUCCAAGUUUCCAAGUUACAUACAUAUAUUUGUAUAUGUACAGAGUUCGAGCGUACUUUUCACACGCCAAUCAUCUGUCAAUGCUUUAUUAGAAUUGUAGCCAAAGUCUGGCUCCGAUUUUGUAAGCAACUGUCAUCUGAAAUGUAAUUGUGUUCACCUACUAUUAAUAUUUUUAUGAUUCUUUUGUUUCCAUUUCCCUUUUUUUUUUUUACUAAAUAUAUACAUGUAUGCAUAGUUUGUAUUGAUAUUUUUGUAAACAAGUAUAUUUCAUUUGUACUAUAGCCAAUAGAAAGAAGUAUUUUCAUGUAUCCUUUUCAAAAAACAAAAAAAAAACAAAACAAAAAAAAAAACAACAAAAAAAGAGUAUUAAUCAAGUCUGGGCAAGAUGCUUAUAGUUAUAGCAGAAAUUGCAGCGAUUUUAAAUCGUCUGGGCUUUUGUGUGUGUGCGAAAGAGAAGGAGACAAUGAGUGAGCUGUAUAGUUUAAAGUGAGAUAAAUACAUACAUAAAUACAUACAUGCAUAGAAAAUGAUUUGUGCUAACUUAGUUAGUUGCCUGCAGCUGCGUUUGCUAGUUCAUAUUGCAAUAAAUGACUGCCCAUAAUAUUUAAAUCAAUAAAUCAUAUAUAAAUCAAACAAACAAAACACAAACUGUUCCAUUGUGCAUAUUAUUAAAUGCAAUAAACCGUAAUUGUGAGUCGAAGAAGA
This is a messenger RNA of Drosophila grimshawi, 2874 nucleotides long. RefSeq names its product actin-related protein 2 (gene Arp2). Gene Ontology annotation, biological process: Arp2/3 complex-mediated actin nucleation. Gene Ontology annotation, molecular function: actin filament binding. Lineage: Eukaryota; Metazoa; Arthropoda; Insecta; Diptera; Drosophilidae. Gene Ontology annotation, cellular component: Arp2/3 protein complex; actin cortical patch. Bases 653 to 1852 code for a protein of 399 amino acids. The transcript has 8 exons. The record is from RefSeq and is a predicted model, not a curated record.